AUGGUCGGCUCCUACUCCAAGAAACGCAAAGUAACGGAUGGCAUGCGCGGCAAAACUGCCCGCCCGAAGAAAUUCCGCAAACAGCUUGACUACCACAGCAGCUCCGAAGACGAGGACGACGGCAGCAACUUCAAGGCUGUCAAUCUUGCCGACUCCGACUCUGAAGAUGAUGGCGGUGUCUCUGUGACCAAGAAGCCUCUUCCCAAGGCGAAACUCACCAAGUCGAUCUCGGUAUCAAAGCCAAAAUCUAAAAAGCAAGACGAUGCUAGCGACGAAGACCAGGAGAACGAGGAUGAGGAUAACGAGGAUGCUUCUGGUUCCGAAGACGAUGAGGAACAGUCUGAUUCGUCUGCCUCAGAUGCUGGCACAAAUCAAAAGAAACGCGCUGUGUCCAAGCGUAACGAUCCUACCGCCUUCUCUACUUCCAUCUCAAAAAUUCUUUCCACCAAGCUCUCAUCAUCUGCUCGUGCGGAUCCAGUCUUGUCACGAAGCCGAGUUGCUGCAGAUGCCAGCUCUGAAUUUGCCAACGAAAAGCUCGACAAGCAGGCCCGCGCCAAGCUUCGUGCUGAGAAGAAAGAGGAGCUCGACCGUGGCCGUGUCCGCGAUGUAUUGGGCGUGGAAAGAGGACUUGCCGGCGCCGUAGCGGAGGACGAAAAGCGAUUGCGCAAAAUGGCUCAACGUGGUGUUGUGAAGCUGUUUAAUGCCGUUCGGGCUGCCCAAGUUCGGGGUGAAGAAGCUCUGAAGGAAGAGCGCAAGAAGGGUACUAUUGGUAUGGGAGAACGGGAGAAGGCUGUCAACGAAGUCAGCAAGCAAGGAUUCCUCGACCUGAUCAACGGCAAGAAGGGAAAGCCGCUGAACAUUGAGGAGGCGUGA
This is a messenger RNA of Penicillium chermesinum, 873 nucleotides long. Its product is annotated as rRNA-processing protein RRP15. Gene Ontology annotation, biological process: maturation of LSU-rRNA; maturation of 5.8S rRNA. Gene Ontology annotation, cellular component: preribosome, large subunit precursor. Bases 1 to 873 code for a protein of 290 amino acids. The record is from RefSeq and is a predicted model, not a curated record. The transcript has a single exon. Lineage: Eukaryota; Fungi; Ascomycota; Eurotiomycetes; Eurotiales; Aspergillaceae.